Molecule: messenger RNA, 1222 nt
Organism: Coregonus clupeaformis (lake whitefish)
Lineage: Eukaryota; Metazoa; Chordata; Actinopteri; Salmoniformes; Salmonidae
Product: collagen triple helix repeat-containing protein 1
Exons: 5
Coding region: 95-868 (257 amino acids)
Source: RefSeq, a predicted model, not a curated record
GUAAACUUCCCUCAUUCCCACUCACUUGAAAUACGGCGCAGCAGAGCAGCAGGGCAGUGCUGUGGUCUCGCUCGAUCUUUUGGGGAAAAAAAAGAUGGUAUCACCUCUAACUCGUCUGCUGCUCCUCACAUGCGUGAUUCUACCUUUCCAUGGAGCAGAGAAAUUGAGAAAAGGACUUGACAGGAAGGAUGUUGAAUACGAAAAGUGUACUGGAAACGAUGCAGACAAACCAAACUGCACCAGAAUCUCUGCUGAAUCCGAUUCAAGAUCCUCUUAUUUGAACAACAUGUACAACAGCUGCCCCCAGGGUCCGGCUGGCACCCCGGGCAGGGAGGGUAACCCUGGCACCAAUGGCAUCCCUGGGACCCCUGGCAUCCCGGGGCGCGAUGGCAUCAAGGGGGAGAAAGGAGAGUGUGUGAGUGAGGUGUUUGAGGAGCCCUGGAAACCCAACUACAAGCAGUGUGCCUGGAACUCACUCAACUAUGGGAUCGACCUGGGCAAGAUAGCUGACUGUACAUUCACCAAGCUGCGUUCAGACAGUGCCCUGCGUGUGCUCUUCAGCGGCUCCCUGAGGCUGAAGUGUAAGACAGCCUGCUGCCAGCGUUGGUACUUCACCUUCAACGGAGCUGAGUGUACAGGACCUCUGCCCAUCGAGUUCAUCAUCUACCUCGACCAAGGCAGCCCUGAGCUCAACUCCACCAUCAACAUACACAGAACCUCAUCUGUUGAAGGGUUGUGUGAGGGGAUCCGGGCAGGCCUGGUGGACGUGGCUAUCUGGGUGGGGACCUGUGCUGACUACCCCCGAGGAGACGCAUCUACAGGGUGGAACUCCGUAUCCAGGGUCUUCAUAGAGGAGCUGCCCAAAUGAGGCCGUCUUUAUUAAGUGAUGGGACCAGGCAAAAUAGAGAAAGAACCCCUAACAAUCCUUCUGAAGGCUUUGACUACAUAUCAGUUUUGUUUCUGGAUGGGUUCCUAGUCUAUGACAAUGUCCUCUGGCCAAUCAGACAACUUCAGUUGUGGCUAAAUACAGUAUCACUGAUGUUCACUUGAAUGUUUUGUACUACAGAAGGUAGGGUCUAGUAUAUUGAACACCUGAAAUUAGAUUUAUUCCUCAUUAGUCCCAUUUCUGUUUAAUAAAGCAAGAUUUUGUCUGAGCUUGUAAUCUGCUGAAGUCUUACAUUUUUAAAUGAAUUACUGUCAAUAAAGUAAUCUUUUGUAUGAA